This is a messenger RNA of Chenopodium quinoa (quinoa), 1400 nucleotides long. Its product is annotated as protein CDI-like. The coding region runs from base 326 to 1129 and encodes 267 amino acids. The transcript is spliced from 2 exons. Lineage: Eukaryota; Viridiplantae; Streptophyta; Magnoliopsida; Caryophyllales; Amaranthaceae. The record is from RefSeq and is a predicted model, not a curated record.
CUCACAUACGCCAUGAGACCCGUAACACACCUUGUUCGAGAUCGACACGCGCCGAUCAAACCACCCAUCCGGAAGCAAACCGCGUAUCAUAUCCCCAAUAAAACGUCGGUAGUCCACUGAUUAUUAAUCUUAAUCAAUCCCAAAUCAAAUUUAACUAAUCUUCACACUCUGUUUUCCUCCUUUCACAGCUCACAUUCUCCCCUGCUUUCAAUCUUCACUCACUCUAUUUAUACCCCAAAAAUAUCUCUCCUCUCUUCAUCUCUUCAUUCCUUCAAGAUCUGUCGGUGCUCCAUUCUCCUGAUCAAAAUCCCAGAAAAAUUUACAAAUGGGUUCGGCGGAAAUGGAUUCAAUUUCAAACCCAAUUGAGGUAAUUUCUGAUAAAUCGAGCAAUGGUACGAAUAAUGGAACCCUAAUUCCGUUCAAGAUCUUUGUUGGGUAUGAUCCAAAAGAAGAUAUUGCAUAUGAAGUUUGUAAGCAUUCAAUUCUUAAGCGUUCUUCAAUUCCUGUUGAAGUUCAUCCGAUUAAACAAUCUGAAUUAAGGGAAAUGGGGAUUUAUUGGAGAGAAAGGGGGAAAUUAGAAAGUACUGAAUUUUCAUUUAGCAGAUUCUUAACCCCUCAUUUGGCUAAUUUUGAGGGUUGGGCUAUGUUUGUUGAUUGUGAUUUUCUAUAUCUUGCUGAUAUUAAGGAAUUAGUUGAUUUGAUUGAUGAAAAGUAUGCAAUUAUGUGUGUUCAACAUGAUUAUGCACCUAAAGAAACAACUAAAAUGGAUGGUGCUGUUCAAACUGUUUAUCCUAGGAAAAAUUGGUCAUCAAUGGUGUUGUAUAAUUGUGCACACCCAAAAAAUAAGGUGUUAACCCCGGAAAUUGUUAAUACUCAAACCGGGGCAUUCCUUCAUAGGUUUCAAUGGUUAGAGGAUCAUGAGAUUGGGGAUGUUCCAUUUGUGUGGAAUUUCCUUGUUGGUCAUAAUCAAGUUGUUGAGGGUAAACUCGAGACUAACCCUAAGGCCAUACAUUACACUCUCGGCGGGCCUUGGUUCGAGGCGUGGAAGGAUUGUGAGUUUGGUGAUUUGUGGUUGAAGGAAUUGGAGGAGUAUGAGAAGGAAAAGGUAGCAGAGAAGGUUGCUGCUUGAGUAGUAGGCUGAGAUUUUUAGAUUCUUUUGUUCAGCAUUGUUUUGUAAGGUACUUAUUAUUACCUGUUUCGUUGAGUAUUCAUAUUUGUUGAUUGUAAUUUUUCGACUAUUGAUGUUAAUUCUUGGUAGUUAUGUAGAGAUUUAGAGCAUGCUUUUUAAUGAUGUAAUGUUCUUCACUAUUCUUAUUGUGAAGAUGACAAUGUAAUACCAUGUAUUCAGAAUUUCUGAUAUUAGUUUAGCAAUAAAGCUUCUAUAAAUUUUAUUUGUUUGA